Pediculus humanus corporis (human body louse) is the source of this 2283-nucleotide messenger RNA. Its product is annotated as peptidyl-prolyl cis-trans isomerase cyp11, putative. Gene Ontology annotation, cellular component: intracellular membrane-bounded organelle. Gene Ontology annotation, molecular function: peptidyl-prolyl cis-trans isomerase activity. Gene Ontology annotation, biological process: protein peptidyl-prolyl isomerization; protein folding. The record is from RefSeq and is a predicted model, not a curated record. The transcript has 9 exons. Bases 1 to 2283 code for a protein of 760 amino acids. Lineage: Eukaryota; Metazoa; Arthropoda; Insecta; Psocodea; Pediculidae.
AUGACCGUAAAUAAAAAUUUACGGCCUCGGUGUUUUUUCGAUGUCGAAGUUGGGGGUUUGGCACUGGGUCGUGUAGUAUUCGAGUUAUUUGCCGAUAUCAGUCCAAAAACUUGUGAAAACUUUAGAUUUUUAUGCACGGGAGAAAAAGGUUUAGGAAAAGUUACAAAUAAACCUUUACAUUAUAAAAAUGUUAUUUUUCAUCGUGUCGUCAAAGAUUUUAUGAUACAGGGGGGUGAUUUUUCAGCCGGUAAUGGUACUGGAGGAGAAUAUGAGCAGUUUGAUUUAAAACAUGAUUCUCCAUUCCUUUUGUCAAUGGCCAACAGGGGAAAAGAUACAAAUGGUUCUCAGUUUUUUAUAACUACUCAACCAGCACCACAUUUGGAUGGAGUUCACGUUGUGUUCGGCCGUGUAAUUUCUGGAGCAGAAAUAAUUUCACAUAUUGAGAAUCUACCAGUGGAUCGACUCUUUCGUCCUUUACAAGAUGCCAAGAUAAUCAACUGCGGCGAACUUGUUCUUAAACUUAAGGCAAAAGAUUCUUCGAAAAGUUCUUCCGUUUCAUCUGAAUCUUCUUCAUCGAGUGAAAGUGAAGCUUCAGAUGGGAGCAAUCGAGAAAAAAGGAAAGAAAAAAAAGAAAAGAAAAAAAAAAAUAAAAAGCUUAAAAAAGCAGAUAGGAAAAAAAAUUCCAAAGAGAUGGAGGAAGGCGAAGUGGCAGAAGAUGAAGAACAAGAAAGGCAUCCACUAGUCAGCGUUACUAAAAUUGAUCCUUCUGAAAUUCCUGAUGUGCCUUCUAAUAGAUUCUUAUAUCGCGGUGAUAAUAAAAAAAACGAAAAUGAGAAUAAAGAAAAACGUCGGCCAAGACCUCCUAGAAUCAGAGGUCACACGCGUAGUGGAAGAGUGAUUAAAGGAAGGGGAACUUUUCGUUAUAGAACUCCCUCGAGAAGCAGAUCCAGAAGUUAUACUCCCCCUCAUUGGAAACGGGAAUUAAGUAGAACAAUAAAAUUAUCUGAAUAUGAGCAAAAAGAAAUAGAAAAGAAAAAAAGAGAAGAAGAGAUUAAACGUAGAGAAGAAGAAAGAAAAAAAAGGCACAUGGAAAGAGAUAAAAAAAUUCAGGAGUACAUUGAAAAACGAGCAAAGGAGCGUGCGGAACGUCGAUCGAAUCAAGGCGAGAGACGAAGAUUUAGAGAAGAACCUCCUUCUUAUUAUGCUAAUCGUCAAGGAAGAUUUAGAAAUCGUUCAAAAAGUUCAGAUGAAUAUGACAAAAACGAUUACGGUCGGAGAGGAAAUAAAAAAGAUGACGAAUUUGAUAGAAAUGACAAAAGGGACAACAGGAACAAUGAAAAUUUGGAGGGAAAGAGGGAAAGCGUGAAAAAACCCCGUAAAUUUACCGAAGAGGUUGAAGAAAAAAAUGAUGAAAGCGAUGAAGUAUCUAAAGUUUCGUUGAAAAAUAUCAACGAAGAGAGUUUCACGCAAGAAAUACAAAAUUACGAUUCCGAAAAUCAAAAUUUUAAUGAAAAUUUAGUUAACGUGAUUCAAAGCAAAAAUGAUUCAUUUGAAGAAUACAGAUUGCAAGUGGAACCCAAAGAAAGUUCUAAACAAAAAUUUCAAGAAGAAGAAGUUGAAGAAAAUGUACAAUCUUUGGUAGGACACCAAAAUUCACAAGACAAAAAACAAGAAGAUUUCACGAAAGGAGAAGAAGAAAAGCAAACCGCGGAAAACGUUGAUUAUUUUGAAAGUAAAAGAGUCAAAACGGUAGAGGAGGGAGAGGAAACAUCAGAGCGUAAAUGCGUCGACGAAGAUAUUUGGGCAAGUUUAGAGGAAGGUAUUGGACGUCAAAGCGAAUCGAACGUGGAGGGGAAAAAUGCGGCAGACGUUUUAAAAUUUAUGGAAAAAAGAAAAGCUCACACGAAAAAACUAAUAGAGCAAUUCAAGGAAAAACGUCGUUUAAGCGAAGAAUUAGAUUUACCCACCGAAUCGAAUCACGCGGAAUCGAGAAAUCUUACCGAAAAGCCAAACGAUGACAAAAAAACACCAACCGACAAUGCGGAUAAAAAUUGCGAUGCGCAAGAUAAAAACUCGGAUUGCUCACACGUUGAGAAAAAUUCCAAGACUGAAGAAGAAUCAGAAGAAAAGGGUAAACGGGGAAACGAAACGUCGAAAAAAUCCGAAAAACCAGAGAGAAAAGAAAGCGAAAAAGUUGGUAACAAACGGAGGGACAGCGAUCACGGAGACCACAAGAAGAAAAGUCGAAGACGUCAAAAAUCCUCACGUUCGGAUUCNNNUUAG